UUUACAAUCUUUCUUCAAGGUCUCUGAACAGUAUUUACAGCAGCCAUGUUGCGGUGAGAUUCUGUUCCAGCUUCCAGCGAUUGCUCUCUGCAAGUACUCGGGCAGGUGCAGCCGGCCCUACCUUCCUGAAGUCGCACCAAAAAUUCUGCGCAAAAUCCCCUUCCACUCCUUUUCGCAGACUUGCACAGAAAACACAAUUGUGAUUCUCGAGCAAAGAUGAGUUCUACGGAACAGAGAAUGGAGGAUGAAGAGUGGUUGCCAGGAACCUCUCGUCUUAUCGAGGAAGAAGCACAAGCUGCAUCUUCCCACCUGCAACGACAAGGCGAUAUCGUCCUCUACCCGCAACCGACGACCUCCCCCAACGAUCCGCUCAAUUGGUCUUUACCGCGAAAAUACUGGCAUGCAUUCUUGCUCUGCUUCAUCACGGGCUUGACGGCUGCGACUUCGAACGAUGCGGGGUCGGCUCAGGAUGGCAUGAAUGCUGAUUAUGGGAUUACCUACAAUGCGAUGAAUACCGGAGCUGGAGUGCUGUUCAUUGGGAUCGGAUACUUUACUCUGUUGAUUUCGCCCGCGGCGUGGCUGUAUGGAAGGAGAAUCACAUACCUUGUUUGUUUGACUUUGGGAGUCAUUGGGGCGAUCUGGAUGGCUCGUGUCACAACGACGGAAGAUUCCAUCUGGAACCAACUUUUCGUGGGGGCAUCUGAAGCUUGUGCUGAAGCCAACGUCCAGUUGUCAUUGUCCGAAAUCUUCUUCCAACAUCAGAGAGGAUCAGUGAUCGGAAUCUACGUCUUAUCGACCAGUAUUGGAACCUUCCUCGGACCACUAGUCGCUGGAUACAUCGCAGAUAGGCUAUCCUGGCGAUGGAUUGGAUGGAUGUCCGUCAUCAUCUCGUGUAUCACCAUUGCCGUACUAUACUUCACUCUCGAGGAAACAUUAUUCGACCGUUCAGCCUACGAUGGACCACUCAUUGAUGGUGUACAAGAAACGAAAGGAGACAAUGCCUCGGAUAACGAGAAGAAGGUAUCCAACAAACUUAACCACUCCUCUUCGGACCCGAACCCAGAGGCUCAAAACGAGAAGAAAAAAACGUAUUGGCAGCGCAUCCAACUCAUCACUCUCGCUCCAAAUGUCGUAGGGACGGGUUUCAAGCAAUAUAUGGCCCGUCUCCUUCAUACAUGCCGUGUGUUCACUUUUCCGGCCGUGAUCUAUUCAGGGAUACAGUGGGGAGCUCAAGAUGCUUGGUUGACGUUCUAUCUUACUCUCGAAGAGGACAAUUGGUAUGACGCCCCAUGGUACUACGGCGACGUAGGCGUCGGCCUAAUGAACAUCCCCACCCUAAUCGGCGCCAUAAUCGGUUGUUUCUGGGGCGGCUACCUCUCCGACCGCUUCGUCUACUGGAUGGCCGAACGCCGCAACGGCAUCCGCGAAGCAGAAGACCGCCUCUGGAUGAUGUACCCCUGCGCCAUCAUCUCGCCCGCCGGCAUGCUCCUCUUCGGCAUCGGCACCGCCUACGGCUGGUCCUGGCCGCCCUGCUACGUCGGCCUGGGCCUCAUCGGCUUCGGCUGGGGCUGCGCCGGCGAUCUUUCCAUGGCCUACCUCAUGGACGCGUACCCGGAGAUGGUGCUCGAGGGUAUGGUGGGCGUGAGCGUUAUUAAUAAUUCCCUGGCGAUGAUCUUCACGUUUACGGCGAGCGAUUGGUUGGCCGCGAGCGGGACGAGAAACACGUUUAUCGCGAUCGCGGUGCUGGAUUUUGUGUUUGUCAUGUUGACGGUGCCGAUGAUGGUUUGGGGGAAGUGGUGUCGACGGUGGACGUUGGGACGAUAUAGGGAGUUUGUUAGGAUUAGGGAUACCCUUUGAUAGUCUGUCGAUAUUUUUUGCGGGUUUGGUUUUGUGUGGCUGGU
This is a messenger RNA of Mollisia scopiformis, 1901 nucleotides long. RefSeq names its product MFS general substrate transporter. The coding region runs from base 217 to 1857 and encodes 546 amino acids. Gene Ontology annotation, molecular function: transmembrane transporter activity. The transcript has 2 exons. Lineage: Eukaryota; Fungi; Ascomycota; Leotiomycetes; Helotiales; Mollisiaceae. Gene Ontology annotation, biological process: transmembrane transport. The record is from RefSeq and is a predicted model, not a curated record.